This is a messenger RNA of Penicillium subrubescens, 1743 nucleotides long. Its product is annotated as CAIB/BAIF family enzyme. The transcript is spliced from 4 exons. The record is from RefSeq and is a predicted model, not a curated record. Bases 1 to 1743 code for a protein of 580 amino acids. Gene Ontology annotation, molecular function: catalytic activity. NCBI's taxonomy places the organism in Eukaryota, Fungi, Ascomycota, Eurotiomycetes, Eurotiales, Aspergillaceae.
AUGGCAACCAACGGUCACGCCAACGGCGCAUCAUAUUCGCCCCUGCUUGAGACGAACCGAAUCUUCUCCGAUCUUUGCGCACAGUCCGAGCGCUUAAACCUACCGCCACAGGUGCAGGCCAACAAAGACAAUGUUUCAUUCUCUUCAAGCCAUAAUGAAAUCUACUUCCCAAUUCCUUUCAAAGAGACCGAGACCUUGGCGGCGUUGAAGGGUAUUGAGGGUUCCGUGGCGGGUGCAAUUGCGGAUCUGCGGUUCGGACAGGCUGCCCAGCCGCGCAAUGUUCAAGUGAGCCUUGAAGGCGCAACGGCAUUCGGAUGUCAGGCAUACAUGGCGAAAAUUGAUGGAUUGUCCAAAUUGGAUCCUAAUGUCAAGUCCAAAUUGAAGGAUACUGAUCUUUUGGCGGCUCAGUCGAACGGGUACCGUCGCAUGUCGGCUAACCUAUACAAAACUAAGACUCCUGGCGAAUAUUACCAUAUUCACGGUUCUUUAGAGGCUACUACAACCCUCAACAUGAUUGGUCUUGAGGGCCACCGUCCAGACUUGACCGAUUAUGAGGACAUUAUCAAGGUCAUCGAGGAGAAGGUGCAGAAGUAUACUGUUUCCGAGCUGGAGGCAAUGAAUAAGGAGAGACGCCAGGCUGGUGUCCCAGCGCUCAAGUACGAUGAUUUUAUCAAGACUCCUCACGGCAAAUUGAACGUCCAAGAGCCUGCAUGGAAGGUGGACAAGCUGCCUGGAGAUCUUCCCCCUACUCCCUUCCCUGCUAGCCAGCCGGGAAGCAAGAAGAUUCUCCAGGGCAUCAAAGUCCUCGAAAUGUGCCGCAUCAUCGCAGGGCCGACAGUUACCCGUAUCCUCGCCGAGUACGGCGCCGACGUCCUAAAGAUCACCAGCCCCAAUCUCUCUGAUGUGCCUUUCUUCCAAGUGGACGGCAACAUGGGCAAGCAUGCAGCCGAUCUUGAUUUGAAGACCGAGGCCGGGCGCCAGGAGUUUGAGAAGCUCGUUGCUGAUGCCGAUGUCAUUGUUGACGGAUACCGGCCCGGUGCUCUCGAGAAGCUGGGAUACGGUCCCAAGGCUAUGGCCGCGCUCGCCGAGAAGCGCGGAAAGGGUAUCGUUUACGUGAACGAGAACUGCUUUGGUUACGAAGGCGAGUGGGCCGGACGAGCGGGAUGGCAGCAGAUUGCCGACUGUGUGACUGGUGUUGCCUGGGCUCAAGGUCAAUUCAUGGGCCUCGACAACCCCGUUGUUCCCCCCUUCCCAAUCUCCGACUACGGCACAGGUUGCAUGGGCGCCAUCGCCGCCCUCUCUUGCCUCUAUCACCGCGCCAAAACCGGUGGCUCUUACCACGGAAAAGCCUCACUGAUGCACUAUGAUCUCCUCCUCUUCGCUGUCGGCCAGUACCCCGCCGAGGUACAGGAGAAGUUGCGGGCUGCCCAGCCAGCCGAUUUCUUCAAGCUGCGUCACUGCGAUAGCGUGGAUCGCAUUUCGUCAACUGUCCUCAGGGGCAUGCAGACCCGCUUCCCGCACUUGUAUAUGUCUGCCAGUGAGGUCUCGAAGGAGGGCCAGCAGGCGUUGACUGAGAGCUGGUUCUCGAAGGCGUAUAACACGGAUAUCGAGGUUGUGCGUCCCGUUGCUGUUGUUGAGGAUGUGGAUAAUCAGUUUGUGAGGGCAAGUCGUCCUAAUGGAGUGGAUCGGGCUAGUUGGGAGGACUUUAAGCAGGAUGGGGAGGGGGAUGUUAAGAAGUGUUGA